UACAAGGCUACAGACACUGCCAGCCAUGUUCUGCCUCGAAAAAUAAAUUACUGGGUUUUGUUUUUUUUGUUUUUUUUUUUAGCAUUUAAACGCGCAUACCAAGAUUAGUCUUGGAGGGGUAUAUUUAGUUUUUAUUUUUAUUUUUUCCCAUCACAUAACAGGAUUUUAAGGGGAAGGAUAAUAAAAUGUCUUCGCCCGAGCAGGAGAUGAGGUCUGGCGUUCAGCUGGUGAGCGCGCUGCUGCUGCUGCUCUCGCUCUCUGGUUGUUCGAGCAUGGAUGUACUAGUGUCCAGUUACAUCAAUGCACUCAAUGGAACAACUGUCACAAUCCCCUGCACCUUCACUUCCUGCUACAAGAUUGACCGAACCAAGUUUGCUAUGAAUUGGACUUACCAAGAGACCCUAAACAAUACAGAGGAAAAGUUCAUGACUUAUGAUAAGAAUAAAGGAAUGCAACCAGUACCUUCAAACCGGUUUGGAGACAGGGUUGUGUUUUCUGGUAACCUGGAGAAGAAUGACUUAUCGAUCACGCUACAGGACGUUCAACUGGAGGACGAGGGGCUUUACAACUGUUAUGUGAGGAACCCCCCAGAUCGCAUCCAAGGACAUGGUGUCAUUAACUUCAAUGUUGUCACAGAACUUCCCCCUCCAAGAGAUUCAACCAUUGCUGUUGCUAUUGGGGCAUCAGUGGGGGGAGCUUUAGCUCUGCUAAUACUUUCAAUGGUGGUGGUGAAAUGUCUCCGCCGACAUCGGAAGCAAGAACUGAUUUCAGAGGAAAAGAUGGAAGAGGAGGGGAAGCUCGAGCCUGAAGCUGUUGCAGAGGAGGGAACCAAAUUACCGCAGUAAUCUGGACCAGUCUCUGGAUCUUCGACUUCCUACUCCUCGUUUUGAGUUGUGCACCACUUCCUUCAGAAACUAUAGUUACCACUGCUUGAAUCAUCUCACUGGCUGAACCUAUUUGCAUGUGUGUCUUGUGUGCCACAUGCACAAAACAGAGAAAAUCUUGUGUUUGUAAGGACUGAAUGUAUCGAUGUACAUAUUCAUCAAUGAAAUGGCUGUUUUUAGCUUUCUUCCUUUAAUCAUGGACUAAAAUCUUCUGAAUUAGUUUAUCGAUAUUUUCAAGAUUUCAUCAACAAUAAUAAUGCAUUUCCUGAUAUUUCCAUGACCUCUUUCCCACCAUUGUCAGGUCAAUACUGGAUAAGUUAUAAUUUACAUCUGAGAUUUCAACAUGACAAUAUUUUUCUCUUCCUUUGAUUUUUUCAGCCUACAUUACAGUGGUCUGGGAAUGUAAAAUUUUACAGCAGAUGUACAUUUUGGUAUUUCAAUCCCAAAUUAGCUAUAUUAGAUAAAUAAACUUCCAGUCAGCAAAUUAUUCUGACUGGAUCAAAUAUGAUUUUUGGUAUGUGUUGCAUAUGCAUCAAUAAUUGUUAGUGGUACAUAUAAAUCACCUUGGGUCUUGGUUAAAUUGAGUUUAAAGAAAAUAGUGUUUGAGGACUCAAAACCGGUUAAAAGUUACUAGAAUGCAAUAACACAGAAAUCACAUAUCUUUGGGCAAAAAAAUUACAAUGUGUAUAUAUAUUUAUUGUUCUUUAUUUUAUAGUUCUCAAGGUUUACAGCAGAGUCUGAGUCAUUACGUCAAAAGGUUCAGGAUAGAUCAAGCCAAAUGAAGAAAACCAAGGUUUAUUUUAAUCCAGAAGAACUGCUGUUCAGAUAAAACAAAUUUCACAAGUACAAAAAAAUAGAGGUUUACAAAGCAGGCUAAAAGAUUACUGAUGGUAAAAAUGGCACUUUAUGGUACCAUAAACUGUUUUCAAUUGCACAUUUUAGAUCUUAUUACAAUUUUAAGAAGAACAAAGAAAAAACUCAAAAGCUGUAAUCUUACCAAUGUCUGGUGACAGGCUUAUGAAGGCAAAAUGUUGAUAUUUUAAAUUUACAUAAUAUAAGGCCAAGGGAUCCUGCAUUGUGCUCAGCUAAGCUUUUUUCAGUUCAUGUCUCGAUAUAGCUAAUGCAGUUAGCGUUAGUAUUGCUGACUGGCUGUAAUAACAGCCGGUCAGCUGUUGCUUGACAGCUCAGCCAAUCUAUGUUUUUGUGCCAGUGAUGUCUACUCAUGUCUGAGCCAGAGAUUAUUCUUGAACAUUCCAACAAUUGUGAACUUUUGACAAAUCGGAUGCCUUUAUUCAUUUGGCCUUUUAGAGGAGACAAUUUUUUUUUGUCACAGCGGAAAAAGCACAAAUACAACUAAUCACAUUUGCAACAGCGCCGAUUUAAAGAAGUUAAUGAUUAUGGUACGCUCUUUGCACUCUCACCUUUAUCUUUGAGUCUUUAAAUUGUUUAAGUGAAAUAGACUUCUUACCUUUUCUAGAUAUUUUGAAAAUAAAAAUAUAAAAAGAGUAUAGAAAAACUCUAGAGGUGCACUGUGUCUUAUAUAGGAGCUUUGAAGGUGGCAUUUGAAUGACAUUACUACAGUCAGCGGGAAAGCUAGAAGCAAUCACAGGAAGAGAUUAAAACUUUCUGGACCUGUGUGCACACUGUCUUCUUUCAAUGUCACUUUCUAUUAAUUGCCUUUGUUAAUGUUCAUUGAAAGAUUAGUGAUACAUUUAUGUUUUUUUUUUUUUUUUUUAAUGUAAUAAGUGACCUGGUUAAUAUUAUGUGAAUUGUGGUUCAGAGCAUUUUAUCAGAUUUAAUUCAAACAGAAAAACAAUGUCUGUGAUAUUUCUGGUGAAGAUUAUUAUUAUUUACUAUUUUAUAUUUUUACAUAAUGGCCUAAACCUAACCUACAAAGAAAUCCCUUAAAGUUGGGGUAAUGCUUUUAUAAAAGGAGAUAUAGAUCUGGACAAAUGUGUUGCCUGCCUUGUAAAAAUUGUAAAAUAAAGCCCAAAAGAAAAUGAGCUUUUCCUGCAGUACUAUGACCUUGCACUGACUAAACAACCUCUAUUUUGAAUACAUGGAUGCAGUGGGGAAAAUAUUAUAGGAACAUUCAGAUAGUCAAUGCAGUUAAGUUAUUAAUACUAAUUGCAAAUUUAGAUAUUAACUUUAUUUAUGAUACUAAAUGAAGGAAGGCUCUCUUUCUAAAUAUUACAAAACAGCCUAAAAGACAAUUCCUAUAAAUACCGAACAUCUUUUACAAGGCAUUUUGAGCAUUUAUCUUUAGUAAUGAACUUAAAGUGAUCACCGUAAUCUUGAGUUCCCUUUAAUAUCAGAUUUAAAUUGAGUCUCUGGCUGAGCCACUCUGAAACAUUAACUUUCGGCAGAAGAAACGCUGGCAACAUUAUUGCUUCUCUUGAAUUAAUUCUACUCCACAGAUGUUCUUUGGGAUUCAGAUUGUGAUAUCUGGAAGAAAGAUUCUUUUGUGUACAGUAAAUUAGAGUCCAAAAGAUUCUUAUUAAAAAUAUUUUGGUAUUUUAAUAAGUUCAGAAAAGAAACAGGCCAACUGCAUGUCAGAUACUCUACUGUAUUUGAGUGUGAACAGUGAUAUGUAUUUUUUGUUUAAUGUCAAUUGUUGAAAGGUUUGAUUUUGGUCUCUUGAAUUUGGCCAAUUGGAAACAAUAACAUUUGUGAUUAAAACAUAUUUUUGUUCCAGCACUCACACAACUAAUUACCAUGUACAUAGUGACUGACUUUCUUUGGACUAGUAAUUUUGUCAAAAGCAACUAUUUACCUCCCUUCAUAUAAAUUACUAAAAUUAAAUAUAUGACUUUUACAAACCUUUCUCUGACAGAUGCUACUGCAACAAAAGAUACAUUUAUUUUAGGCCUUUUUGCAGAACUUUAUGAGUUCCUUAGAAAACACACAUUUGUACGUGACAAAACUGAUUUUACAGUUAUUUAAAGAACAAAACAACUUUAGAAUAUAAACUUACUAUAUUAUUACCUGGAGAUUCACCCGAUUGAACAGUCACAUUAUUAUUUCACUCAAAAUUAUUCUCAUUUGUUCUUUUAGGAAUGAGAAAUAUGUAGUGUCAAAUGAAGUGAAAUAUUCAAAACCAGAUUUUUUAUUUAUUUAUUUAUUUUGCCAGCCAGAGACAUAUCAAACAAAACAAAAAUUACAUUGCGCCCACAAUCAUGUUUCAUAAUGCUGUCAAUAAAUGUCGUACAAUUUUAUAAAGGUCAUGAAAUAAAGACAUAUAAACAACGGUUAUUUAGUAAUAACGCAUAUCAGGGACCCAUCAGAUCUUAGUACUAGCAGUGGUAAUUUUACAAAACAAUGCCAAAUGAUGAACAACAAAAUGUUUUACAUUCUGUUGAUUAACUGACUGGAAAGCGCACACAGUGUAGUUCUAAUUAACCUGCUUAUCUGUGAGAUUUAAUUAUCCACCAAAGCUAGUAAAAUUAAUUGUUUUGGCAGCUGAAGCAUGCACAUUUUAAAGCACUGCCAUAAAUGCAUGUCACAUUCCAUAUAUCAAAAGAAAUAUCUAAUAUGAAGAUAGCAUCACUUCUUUUUGAUAUAAAAACACAUUGCGAUGUGAGUCACAGCAUGUUUGCUUCAGCAGUCAGUGGUGCAGUUUAUGACUCUUUGUAAAUUUCUUAUUUAUUUUUUGGACAUAUAAUUUAGAGUCAGUAACUUAUGUGCACUUUAUUGUGAUUAGUUUUCCUCUUGUAACUGUUACCUGCUUAUCUGUGAGAUUAGUAUCUAUGAAACUGAAUAUAUUUGAAAAUAUUUUAAAAAAUCCUCUGAGCUAUAUUGUUUAUUGCCAGGUGGAGUUUAUUUUUAAAGACUGCAAUAACAUUAGGUUCACUGCAAAAAAAUCAGAAAUGUAUAAAAUACUUGUGAAGUUCAGCUGGUAAUAAGAUAUGGCUAGAAAAUGUGAGCCAGAGGAAACUGGAUUUGUAAAAGUACAACUUGUUAAAACUUUAUGGUUAGAUUUGAAAAAAAUGAACUGCAGUUCUAAAAAAAAAAACAAGAGUUCAGUAAGAUUGAAAUGAUCCUAGCUUCCUUGAUUGAUAGAUUCUAAAUGUUUUUCAUUACCAAGCCCCUCCUCUAAGUAUAACAAUAAAGACAAGAAGUUUAAUAGCUGGUAGACCCAGCUAUUAUAUUUAGUGACAUUAUGUAAUAUCGACUGUUGUUCCAUUAGAAUCACGUUGGAACUAUAUGGUAUGUUGUUAAUGUCACUUGCUUAUUAGCUGAAGCUCAGUGAUUUCUUGUUUUGCCUGGGGUGAGGUGAAGUUUGGAGUUUAAUAGUAAGUCAUUUAGGAGCUGCAUUUUACAGUAAGAGAACACACUUUUUCAUGGAGAGAAAAUCUAUGAGUGCAAUAUAUAAAACAACAGAACUGUACACAAUAAAAAAGAGAAACUUUCUUUCCCCCCUAUUUUUAUGUAAAAACAAUAGUAGAAAAGGUUGGGAACUACUUGAACUACUUGAAAAGUGGGUUGAACCUAUUUAAAUUUGCACAUUAUGAUGUAACAUUGAUAUAGUCAUAAUUACAUGCAGUUUUCAAAGACCUCUAAUUAACAUUAGACAACUGAGCUGUUAGCAGUCAGUACGGAGCUGUGAUUUGUUGACAUGUUGAAUAGUUUCUGCAGAGUUGUUUCAGUAGGAAAAAUUCAAAUUUGUGUUAGCUUGAGGACAUUGCUUCCUGUGUAUCCACGCAUGUUCUGGAGAAAAAUGAACUGCAGUUCAUGUUCAGAUGGCAGAAUAUUAUGUGGAGUAAAGAAUGUCUAUAUUGGCUGUAUGAUGUCAUAGAUCAUGCUGUUUAUGAUAGGAUGUCUUGUAUUUCCACGCAGACAGAAAUAAAAAAAAUUAAAGAAAAAAUAUUAUUACUACGAUAACAUUUUUUGGUUUUGUAUUAUUGUAUCUCACCUCUGGAAAUGAAUUUCCACUAUUUUCUUUGUUUCACUGUGAAAAAACUUACUUGACAUGUAGGUAAUGCUUGACCUGUGCUGCUUCUCAACAAGUUCUGUCACAUCAUAUAAUUAGAAUAAAGAUUAAGAAACA
This is a messenger RNA of Poeciliopsis prolifica (blackstripe livebearer), 5931 nucleotides long. RefSeq names its product sodium channel, voltage-gated, type II, beta (gene scn2b). Gene Ontology annotation, cellular component: membrane. Lineage: Eukaryota; Metazoa; Chordata; Actinopteri; Cyprinodontiformes; Poeciliidae. The transcript is spliced from 6 exons. Bases 186 to 845 code for a protein of 219 amino acids. The record is from RefSeq and is a predicted model, not a curated record.